AUGGCAAACCUCUUAACGAGUAAUAUAGAUGUAGCAAGUUUGAAAUCAAUGAUCAUUGCGGGAUUGGUGGCAGUUGGAGUAUUGGUUAUAUCGGUGAUUGUAGGUGGGACUGGACCGGCAGUCUACGAACAUCAAUCGUUUUCAGCAUACGACUGUCCCAACGGUAGUCAUGUAUGGGAUCAAGGAUCGUGUAAUGGUGUUCAAAUGGGUGUUGGUAUAUCUGUACCAUGGGAAACUACCAUUAGCGGUAUUACAUCACUCACACGAUUCUGGUCUACACAAAUGACACCCUAUGCAAACAAUCUAGACACAAAGAAAUCGAUCGAUGUGACUGCACUCAUUCUCAUCUCGGUCGAGGGAAACACCGGUCUACAAACACUCAUCAAUCAAACAUUCACCUAUUCAGUCGACUGUCCCGCUGGAAACGGGUCUUGCUCAAUGAUCAAUAUUGUCGAUUUUCAAACACUCGACUAUCAAGCAUACGACCUAAAGGUCUACUAUAUUGGAGAAUACGAUCAGAUUGGAGACGUUGUAUUUGAUAUUUGGCGAACCAAAGAUUCUUUUACAAACUUUGAAAUAUCUCUACAUAUUGCAUGGGUCAUUAUCUCAUCGAUUGGUAUCGUUCUCUAUCUUGUCUACAUGAGACAUACUCGCAUGAUGGAUUGGUCAAUGGAACAAAAAUUCCUAUUUGCCUUAUUAAUCUCUGUAUUAUUAUCAAAUGGACCAUUUUAUGUAUUACAAUUUGCAAUUAGAGGAUGGUUUAUGCCAUUCUUAAAUUCAUUCUUUCAAACUCUAUUCCUUAGUGUAUUUUGUUUGUACUCGUUAACUAUUCUAGACAAGAUGAGACAAGGAGAGGUAUUAAACUAUUAUUCAGUCUAUCAUUUGGCAAAGAAUGCAAUGGUUGCCAUCUUUACAAUUGGUGGUAUUGUAUUGUUUGCUUGGAUCAAUAUUAGGGAUCACAAGAAUCCCGUUGUUGGUCCAACCACAUCAGUCAAUGGACUACAGGCACUCUACUAUUUCGAAGCCAUUCUAUUAUUUGUCAUUGUCAUUUGGAUAGUAGUAUUGAUCAUUCUCACAAUCCCCACACUCUCUGGGAAACAUCAUCUCAUACCAAGAUUUACUGUCAUUGCUGCUCCUAUUUCACUCUAUGUAUUAUCUGUUAUAAGUGGAAUAUUUGCUGGUACAUUUGGUCCUUUAAAUCCAACUUCACUUUCAUAUUCAUUUUUUAUUGCAAUGGAUAAUGUAUUUGUAGCAAUGUGUGCAUAUAGUUAUUGGCCAACUAAAAAUGCUGAUUAUAGAGCACUUGAAAAUAGUGAAAAUGAUAAAUUAUUUGGUGAUAAUGAUGAAGAUGAAUAUGAAAAAAUGCAAAAUUAUACAUACGGAGAAUAUUUGGACAGAACUAGAGCUCCUGUCCUUUCACGUUUCAUCGCCGGUCAUCAUGUCACUGAAUGUGGUGUAAAUGAUGUCUAUGGACAAUAUAAUGGAACAAAACAAAUUUAUGGAAAGAAACAAAACAAGUUAUGGUUGGAAAACCUUUAUGGACAUGGUCGUAAACGUGAAUACCAUCACUACAACUACCAUAACCCAAAGCAAAUGAGAAAGGGUCAACAUGUUAGAAACUAUCUCUUGCCAGGCGAGUACUUGGUCUACCAUUACCAAUCGCGUCCAUACUUGAUCGACAGAGUCAAUGUCUCCGGUUACGUAUCCAAGUGGUAUCUCGCCACCAACCAGCAAGAGACUGCAGUCGUCAUGGCCAACAAGUUCCAAAACGACGAUCUCAACUACCGUUACGACGAAGCUCCACAAUACAUCCAUCAUCAAGAUAUCGAUGACAAGAACGUCGUCAAACGUUUUGAAAAGGACGAAGAAUUGGCCAUCCGUAAAACCUAUGAAAGAAAGUUGGUCAAUGAAAAGAUUGAUAUGAGUCAAAGAAUUCAUACUCCAGUUGUUUCUAGAGGUCCUGUCAUGCAAAAGAUGAGUAACAUUAGAACUUAUGAAGUACCAAUUGUUGAAACUUAUACAACAGAUAUUCCAUCGGUUGUAUCUGAUGUUAACCAAGGAAAUGUUUACUAUAGUGGACCAGCUCAUCACGACAUGGUUGCUCACAAGUCAGUUGGAGGUAAUGACCAAACUGUCUUUGUCGAGGAUCCAACCUACAUCCCAACCGUCGAGAAUGUCAGUGGAGGUCAUUUGGUUGAACAACGUAUCAACCGUGACAUUGGAAAGGACUCUGUCGAAUACUCUACCACCAGCACCACCUCUACCGAGUAUGCCAACGACAACAUGGCCAAAUCCAUCAAGAGUGAAUUCUCUCCAAAGGUCAUCAUGGAAGAUUCCAUGCCAGUAUCUCAAGAAUUCUCAAAGAAAAAGAGAUCCCAAAAGAAUUCAAAGGGAAAGAAGGUAAAGACCGCUACUAUGAUAUAA
Molecule: messenger RNA, 2424 nt
Organism: Cavenderia fasciculata
Lineage: Eukaryota; Evosea; Eumycetozoa; Acytosteliales; Cavenderiaceae
Exons: 8
Coding region: 1-2424 (807 amino acids)
Molecular function (GO): toxic substance binding
Source: RefSeq, a predicted model, not a curated record